UAAAUCAACCGGGGGAGGGGAGAAAUAGAAGCAAAAAACACAGAAGUGACCGAUCGUGAUCCUGUUGUUUUUGACCGGGACCGUGAGGACUGACUAGUAGCUAGUUAAUCCACUAAUUACCAGCUACUGUUAUUACAGGUCUAUGUUUAUUUUGUAGUUCCGUGAACAUUUAGCUAGCUAGAUAGCUAACUAGUAUAAGCCUGUUAGACUGCAAGCUAUUGAAGCGAUAUCUCAUCGUCCUACCGAGUGGUUUUGACUGCAGUGGUGUGCGCUGCUCGCUAGUUAGUUAGCUAGCUAGCUAGCUAGUAAUUUAAGUUAACAUAGCUAACUAGCUACCUAGCUCUGGGCUGCUCAAGGUUUUGGUUUCCCUCCCUUCUUUGGAUCCCGAAGAUGGUAUGUUUGUCCGCUCGGGCUCCUGUUGGUGACGGAGAGAGGAACAAUAUGGCGCCGGGAAUCGCUCCUGCUUCUGCUGGACCAGUGCUCGUCUAAGAUAGGCGAUUGAGCAGGAUGAACCUCUGCGCCCAAUAUUUAAGGCAGGCAGAGGCCCUGAAGGCGGAUAUGACCGAUUCAAAGCUGGGUCCGGCAGAGGUGUGGACAUCCAGGCAGGCACUGCAGGACCUGUACCAGAAGAUGCUGGUGACAGACCUGGAGUACGCCCUGGACAAGAAAGUGGAACAAGACCUCUGGAACCAUGCUUUUAAGAACCAGAUAACCACAUUACAGAGUCAGGCCAAGAACCGAGCCAACCCCAACAGAAGUGAGGUGCAGGCCAAUCUGUCCCUUUUUCUUGAGGCAGCUAGUGGCUUCUAUACCCAAUUAUUGCAGGAGCUGUGCACAGUGUUUAACGUGGACUUGCCCUGCCGAGUAAAAUCCUCUCAGCUCGGGAUAAUCAGCAAUAAACUGAACAGCAGCAGCUCCAUCGUGAAACCACAGCCUAGCUCCUGCUCCUACAUCUGCCAGCACUGUCUUGUUCACCUGGGGGACAUUGCACGCUACCGCAACCAAACCAGCCAGGCAGAGUCCUACUACCGACAUGCUGCUCAACUUGUACCAUCUAAUGGUCAACCUUACAAUCAGCUGGCCAUCUUGGCCUCUUCAAAAGGGGACCACCUCACCACCAUCUUCUACUACUGCAGGAGCAUUGCUGUCAAGUUCCCCUUUCCGGCAGCUUCUACCAACUUGCAGAAAGCACUCUCUAAAGCUCUAGAGGGUCGUGACGAGGUCAAAACAAAGUGGAGCGUGUCAGAUUUCAUUAAGGCCUUCAUCAAGUUCCAUGGCCAUGUCUACUUGAGCAAGAGCCUGGAGAAACUCAACAGCCUGAGAGAGAAGCUGGAGGAGCAGUUUCAGAAGCUGAUUCUUCAGAAGGCAUUCAGCUCCCAGCAGCUGGUGCACAUCACGGUGAUCAACCUGUUUGAGCUCCAUCACCUGAGAGACUUCAGCAGUGAGUCUGACGAUCAGAGCUUCAGCCCUGAGGAGCAGAUCAGCUGGAUCCAGCAGCUUGGAUUGUUCAUGUCUUUCCUGGGCGUGAUGUGCAGCCGCGCGUUGCUCAACAGGAACCGCGCAGAGAUUCUGGGAGAGUGUCCCCUUCCCGCCAUCAAGGUGUCCCUGGAGUGGCUCCGUCUUCGACCAACCGUCUUCACCGAGAGCGCUGUGGACAAGAGACAGUACAUUUGGCCCUGGCUGGUCUCCAUUCUGAACAGUUUCCAGCCCAGGGAGGAGGAUGUGUCCUGCACAGCAGUGAAUCCCCUCCCAGAAGAGUUUGAGCUCCAAGGCUUUCUGGCUCUCAGACCAGCUCUACGGACGCUGGACUUUUCCCAAGGCCACCAGGGCAUCGCUGUGGAUAAGGAAGGGCUCCCAGUGCGAGCCCGUCACCAGAGGCUCAUUAGCCUGGGGAAAUGGGUGGCAGACAACCAGCCUGGGCUGAUCCAGUGCCGUAUUGAGGACGGGCUGCUGCUGUUCAUAACGGAGAUCCCAGAGCUGGCCGUGGAGGAGCCCCAGGAGCGGGACGGGCCCGUACUGCAGGAGUCCUCUAACGGCGAGCAGACGGCCCACGAGGGCAGCCCCGGCCUGAAGUCCGUCCUGUCCGCCGGGAAGAACCAGAACAGUGGGCCGGAGAGCGCCGAGCGUCCCGUGGUCACCUUCAAGGAGAACAUCAAACCGCGCGAGCCCAGCCGGAACCACCACCCCAAGGAGAGCGGCAAGGAGAGGAGGGACUUCGGAAAAGGCAACGGUGCCCCCAGCCGGAGCGAACAGAAGAAGGACAAGAAGAAGAAUGAAGCAAAGAAGAGCUGCCAUGAGAAGACCACAGACACCGGCAAACAGGUGAAGGCACAGUCUGAAAUGAGGAAGACUCCAGUGUCCGAGGCGAGGAAGACACCAGUCUCUCAGACACAGACCACCAGCUCCUCCCAGUUCAUCCCAAUCCAUCACCCUGGAGCCUUCCCCCCCCUGCCCAGUCGGCCCGGAUUCCCGCCCCCAGCGUAUGUGAUCCCGCCCCCUGUGGCGUUCUCGGUGAGCCCUGGCUUCACGUUCUCGGCAGGCGUGUCAGUACCCGGCCCUUUCCUGCAGACGCCGUCCCACCCGCAGAGCGGUGCCCAGGUGCAGGCUGGGAAACCGUCGCACAUUCCCUACAGCCAGCAGCGGCCCUCGGGGCCCGGGGCCCUAAACCAGCAGCAGCAGCAGCAGCCGCAGCCACCUCAGCAGGCUGCGCAGCCAACUGCACAACAGUCUGCGCAGCUGCAGAUUCAGGCCCUGUCGCAGCAGCAGCAGUCACCCACCAAGCCUGUGCCGGCGCAACUGGGCAAGAGUCCACCUCACCACCCAGGCAUGCAGCAGUACAUGCAGGUGCCGGAGCAGUCUGCACAGCUGUGGAACCAGCACCAGACCGCAGCCUCGGGCGUGCAGAAGAUGCCAAUGCAGAUGCCAGUCAAGCAGCCGUUCUUCAUGCCGCCCCAGGACCCGCUGAAGCUGUUCGAGCACCCCCACUCCCAAGUGCCACUGCAGGCACCGCCCACCGCCAACAUGGACAAGAAGAUGAAGUUCCCCGAGGUCAAAGUUCAGGACUUCUACUGGGACCCGCCCUACCGUAUGACGGACAGCCGGUCCAUGAUGGGCCACCAGAUGGCCAGCGAGAGGCUGGUGAAGAGGCAGCCUGGAGUCUUCUGCCCCGGCCAGGACAGCAGCCAGAGGGGACCGUCCUAUGAGGACAACAAGAGCACCCCUCUCCUGCCUCCCGCCUUGUUAAAAAGUCUAGCAGACUUUGAGGAGGAGGAAGAGCUGGCCUUUGCUAAGCCUCAUGAUUUCUACCAGGCCUUGGCCAGCCCUCUUAGCUCUGCUCCUGGACCAAACAUGUUUUUGCCAAACCAGUCAAGACUGGAAAGAGCCACUGAGCAGACAUCCUCUCUCCUGCCACUGUCUGGAUUUCCCCUUCAGGAGAACUAUCAAAACAACAGCAUUUUUAGCGAAGCCUACGGCAAAAAUAUGAGCCCUAACCCCAAGCCUGACGUUCCUCUGGCACACCAAGAGCAUUCCCUCUACUCUCUGUUUGAAGGAACUCCGUGGUCCCCUUCUCUUCCGGCCAGCUCAGACCACUCCACGCCAGCCAGCCAGUCCCCUCAUUCCUCUAACCCCAGCAGUCUGCCCUCGUCUCCACCCACACACAACCACAGCUCCAUCCCCUUCCCCUCUUUCGGCCCCAUCGGCACCCCUGACAGUCGCGAGCGCCGCAUAGCUGACCGCUGGAAAGUGGAGAAGAAUGCGGCGAUGUGCGGGUUUGGGUUGGACUACUUGCCUGCUGCCUCCUCAGCCACAGAGACGAGCUGGCAUCAAGGCAGCAAUCCCAGCAACACGUGGGCUGCACAGGAAUCGCCCAUGGAGGACUCUUCCACCGUCCUCCUGGACAGCCUGAAGUCGAUCUGGUCCAGCUCCAUGAUGCAGUCGGGCCCGUCGGCACUGGAGCAGCUCCUGAUGCAGCAGCAGAAGCAGCAGAGGGGUCACGGCCCCAUGAACCCGCCGCACUGAGGGCUCCGAGCACCUGUGGAAACCACUGCAAGAUCCACCUACUCCGCCCGCAUGUGGGUGCUGGGGAAGGCCGAACACCAGGGUGACGCGAGCCCCUCCUCUCUCUGCGCCUCCACGGCAACGAGAGUGCGCUUGCACACCGCUGCUGUGCACGAAGCGGCCGACGAGCAGCUUACCCGACUUUUACAGCCUCCACGCUUUCUGACCUCCUCCGGAGGGUGGAGACGCAACCCCACCCAGCCCCCUCCACCCCCACCUCCGCUCACCCUCUCUGUGUGGACACCGUAGCCUCUGCACCGCAGAGCCGUGGGGUUUGGAGACCAGCCGUGUCGGGGAGCGAGAGGCUGCUCUGGUAAAGUCAUUUUGUCUUUUUCCCCCCCUUCAGAGGAAGGCUUGUUUUAGCUGAGUAAGGAAAGGGGCGUGUUAAUGACGACGGCGACGACAUCACCGCGAUUCGCGGGAUCCUAUCUCUUUUCGGGCUGUUCCGGAAUCAGCCGGCGACGCGAACGCGGAGCGAGAGGACGUCGCCGGCACGACGGCAGGUGUGCGGUGCGGCGUUGUGGAAGACCGCUUUUUGAUGAGCGCGGUGAAACGGCACGUUUUUUUUCCUGCCCGUCUAGGACGGAAACGCUCAAGUUCUCCGCAACGUUGGCUUGAGAGAAUCAGAUGGAAGGGGAGAGGAUAUAGAUUUAGGACUUAGUAUCAAUAACUGCAGUAGAGAUUGCAAUUAUUAAAAUACUGUAUUUUGUGAUUUGUUCUGUAGCAGUUGUAGCUUUAUGAAAUCUUGGGUAACUAUGUACACUAGUUUACUGCUGAUGGGGGAUGUUUAUAUUACUGUAUCCCCCAUUUUCCCUUCCCCCCUUCCUUCCUGGCUUUCUUUCAGUACAUAUUUUACUCUAGCUUACCUGCAUAAAGAGUUUAUUUUGUUCAUGUUCUGCCUUUUAAUGGUUUUAAGCAGCUUUAGGUGGCUCUCUGUGCCUGGUCAGUGUUUUUUUUUUUCUUUUUCUUUUCUUUUUUUUUAAUGAUUACUAUCAUGGUUGGCACUGUCUUUAAAUACAUGCAAGCAAACGGGUCCAGCAGAGCUGCUGGUUCAGCACUAUGGGGCACAAGCCGAGAGAGAGACUGCUUAUGGAGAGGGCAGAGAUCAGGAGAGCACCUCACAGCCACUAUACAACUCUACAGUGUCCUUCAGUGAUAUACUCUAAUUCACCAUGCUCCCAGCUCUUACUGGCCUGUAAGAUAACCGCUGUCUUUAUACAUGCACUUGCAUAUACACAUAACUUUAAAUGAACAAUACAUAUAGAUGCGCGUAGACACACACCUGUACAUGCACACAGACACGUGCACACACACGUACAAAUAUAAGCACUCGCACACAGGUUAUUUUUUUACAGUCUGGGCAGCAAAGGAGGCCUUUUGAAUAAGCGAAAGACUGAAUAUGACACUUGUAUGAGGGAAAGCGUGUUUCUUUUUAUUUUCAUGUAGAGAAUAUUUUAUUAAAGAACUUUAAGUGACGUG
This is a messenger RNA of Conger conger (European conger), 5538 nucleotides long. RefSeq names its product SMG7 nonsense mediated mRNA decay factor (gene smg7). Gene Ontology annotation, molecular function: telomeric repeat DNA binding; protein binding; telomerase RNA binding. Lineage: Eukaryota; Metazoa; Chordata; Actinopteri; Anguilliformes; Congridae. The record is from RefSeq and is a predicted model, not a curated record. The coding region runs from base 508 to 4020 and encodes 1170 amino acids. Gene Ontology annotation, cellular component: telomerase holoenzyme complex. Gene Ontology annotation, biological process: nuclear-transcribed mRNA catabolic process, nonsense-mediated decay. The transcript is spliced from 23 exons.